CAAUUGGAGAUACAUUUUAACGUAAAGACGCGUGCGAUUACGGCACGGAAAUGCCACUUAAAUUUCUUAAGAAAUGCCGUCAGUACAAUGUAACUUCAAAAAGCCUAUUUGUAAUAUCCGUGCACCAUUUGCUAGACUCUUCCACCACUGUUGACUGCACCAUCAGCUCGGAGAGCAAGGGUCAGGAAUGCUUGGAUAAUGUAUGCCAGCGCCUGCUCAUACAACAACCCGAGUUCUUUGGCCUGCGCUAUCUCGUAAAGGGCAAGGAGGACGAGUUCAAAUGGAUUGACUUGGAGCGUUCACUCAGCCGCCAGCUGGAGAAGUAUGCUGCCGGACCUAAGAUCUAUUUACGGGUGCGGCACUACGUGACGACGGGCGUGCGUCAUUUAAGCGAUGAGGCCACACGCUUCUACUACUUUCUGCAGCUGAAGAGCGAUAUCUAUGAGGGGCGCAUUGCCUGCGAUAUACGCACAGCCAUUUUGCUGGCGCUCUAUUGCCGACAGGCCGAAUACGACAGCUAUCAGGGGGAUAAGCAGACCAAGGAGUAUUUGAAAAAGUCGUUGGUGCUGCCGCGCAACAUGCAGGGACUGGCCAAUGACGACAGCAUGGACGGCCUAGUCCUGGAGGUGUUGCAACAGCAUGCAGGCAUUGCGCAUCUAACCCAGAGCCAGGCCGAGGAGCUGUAUAUACAGUGCUGCCAGCAGCUGGAGGGCUAUGGCGAGGAGCGCUUCUCGGCCAAGGACACGCUGGGCAACGAUCUGUGGCUUGGCCUGGCCAUCAAUGGCAUGGUGGUGACGGCGGACAAUGGACGACAAUACUUUCCCUGGCGCGACUUCCACACAGUGACCAUCGAUAAGCGCACCAUCAAGAUAGAGCAAAACAAGCCCGAAGGCGAUGGCAGCAUCGUGGGCAGUUUCAUCUUCAGCGAGGCGGAUACGGCGCGCUAUUUCUGGAAGCUAUGCAUAACGCAGCAUAAAUUCUACAAGCGCCACAUAGACACUGCCACGCUGGGCGGAGCAGCGGGUUCGACGGCGGCUGCAUCCAGUGUGGGCAGCGGCGUGGACUUGGAGAGCGCCAAUGGCAUACAAUUGGGCGGCGACAGUGUGGGUUAUGUAGACUAUGAUUAUGGCGAGGCGGCUGCUGUGGCAGCAGCGGCGGCAGCAGCAGAACAACAACAGCUGCAGCAACACCAACACCAGCAGCAUCAGCAACAGCAACAACAACAUGUACGUCUGUUGCAAUCACGCGAGGAUUAUAUGUCGGCGCCGCAGUUGCCUUGCAAUGCGCUCAUGUCCUCGAACAUCUCACUUGCGGCCAGCCAGCAGCUGGGCAGCGACUAUGCACCACAGCUGCUCUCGCACAGCAUGCUGGACACUCGUUUGGGCCUGGGGCAGAGCAGCUCCUGCCUCGACUUGAGCAACAAUAACUUGCACAGCAGCAGCACCAGCAUGCACAACAACAACAAUAAUAAUAACAACAGCGACGAGCGGGAACGCUUGAAAGCCAUGCUGCCCACCUAUCGCCCAGCGCCUGACUAUGAGACGGCAGUGCAAUUGAAAUAUCGCACCCCUUCUGCCGAACUGCAUCAUUUGAAUGCGAAUGUGGCGCCGCAUUAUGCGGCAGCAACCCCAGCAGCGAGCCUGGCUCUGCCCACCGCAUACUAUGCCGGCUCGCAGCCGGAUGUGCACAAUCCCAGCGUUUAUGGGGAGAACGUGCUCUUCGGCCAUUUGACGGCGCAUCGCUAUCCGGAUGUGGCACAGCCUGCCGCAGCCUUGCAUGCGCAUGCCCAUCAGCUCAAUCUCUACCAGGCGCAGCAGCAACACCAGCAGCAACAACAACAUCCAGCCGCUUAUCUGGAGCUCAACCAACGCAUGCACAUGAUGCGCCACAAGGCGCCGCCGCCAUAUCCCGUUAAUCGGUUAAGUUCCUCCUCAACUCCCGAUCUGGCUGUGGCCACGCCCCGUCCGCUGCAGGGAUAUCGCAAUUAUGUGUCGGGCUCAUCACCCGAUUUAGUUUCCAAUCGCAAUCUGCUCAAUGGCGGUCAGUAUUUGCACGUCGCUAGCGGCGUCCACGGAGGCAAUGUUCCCACUUCUUCGGGUGCCACCAUGUUGCACCAAUAUCCAUACAUUGGACAUAUGGGACAGUCACAACCAUAUCUGCCACCGCACGGCACUUUCGAGAACCUCAACAUGAUCGAGGAACAGCCAUCCAUUAUGUCCCAGCUCCGACAGUCGGCGAUGAGUCAAGCGGCAGUCGCAGCCAACAGUCAGGGCUACGAGACGCAUGCGCAGCACUCACCCACAUUGCCGCCCAGCGGCUAUCGGGGUUCGGCCAGCAGUCAACAGUUGGCGGUGCCACCGCCAGCGAGCAGUCCACAGCCAGCAGCACAGCUUCAACCGACGCCAUCUGCGCAGCAACAGCAGCACCCGCACCAGCAACAACCCACGCCACUUCAACGCAAUGCCAUCAACGGCUCCAUUGAGCCCAUCUAUGAGAACGUGCCACUACCACACUAUGCCCCCGGCAGCGGGGUUGCCUCGCAACGCAACAGCAUGCAGCGGGGAUCGGGCGGCAGUCAACGUGCCGGAUCCGCACAAGGUAUUGCGUUGCCUGUGCCCGCGGCUCGACAAGUCAGUAAUGCCAACAAUGUGGUGAAGCUGGCCAUCAACUCGCAACCUCCACCGCCCCAGCCGGAUGAAAUGAAAAAGUUUAUGGGUGAGCGUGCGGCGAGCACCGAGCUGCAAUUUCUUGAGCCUCAGGCGCCGCAGCGUGCAAUGCGUGCGGCAUCGGCAGCUCCAGCCAUUGGAGCAACACCGCCACCCCGUCAGCAUCGGCCCAGUGCGAGCCUCAGCAAGUCAACGACAACAAAUUCCGUGGAUGUCAUUUCGCCUGCGGGCGCCACAACGCUAGCGCGUCAUGCUUCCGCCUCCCACGAUGAUGUGCUGCAUCAGCAGUUCAGUGCCAUGAAUCUUUCUGCCUCCGCGACGUCUUCCAUGUUGAACUCUACGCUGGAUAGCAAUAGCAGCAGCAUGCUAAACACCACUUCCUCCUCUGUGGCCAGCAAAGAGGUGAAGCGCAAGAAGCGUUGGAAUAUAUUGUCGCGCAGCAAGACGCCGGAUAAACAAAAAUCGGCAACGUUGGGUCGCGAAAAGGCGAGCAGUAGCAAUAGUGCCGCCCAGCAGGCCAAACUGGCCACCAAAUUGAAACUGGCUCAGGACGAUCUCAAUUUGCCGCAUCGUUGGUCCACGGGUGUGACCAAACCACAGCCCAUUUCGGGACAAUAUUCCAAGGAUAAGCUGUGCCAAAUACUCAAUGAAAAACUUCAGGAUGCCCAACUCUUUAUGGAGUUCGAACGCAUACCCAAGCGUCGCGAGCAUGCGCAAUACAAUUGUGCCCUAUUGGAGGAGAACGAGCCGAAGAACUUCGAUCCCAACUUUUUGCCAUACGAUGACAAUCGCGUGCGCCUCACGCCAUCCAUGGACAAUAGGCAUGGCUAUGUGAAUGCCUCAUAUAUAUCCGCGACUGUGGGCACCAAACAGCGAUUCUAUAUUGUUGCCCAGUCCCCGCACGAGGCCCAGACAAUGCGCAUCUUUUGGCAAUGCGUUUGGGAGGCGGAUGUCUAUUUGGUGGUGCAAUUGACUGAGGACAUGAGUUAUAUACCGCCGAGUAGUCAGCAGCACAUGGAGUUUGGACAGUUUCAGGUGUACCAGGAGUUCUCGCAGACCACCGAUCGUUGUACCACCAGUAAGCUACGACUGUAUCAUGCGCCCUCGCGGCGCUAUCGCUCCGUUUGGCAUUUGCAGUACGCCGAUUGGGCCGAGCAGAAUUGCCCCCGGGAUGUUAAUCAUUUCCUAGACUUCCUGGAGGAGCUGAACUCGGUGCGUCUGGCCUCGAUACAGGAGGUGCCGCCGGGUCAUAAUACCAAUCCGCCAGUGCUCAUACAUUGUCUGGAGGGUGGCGGGCGAUCUGGCGUGACCUUGACCGCGGAUCUAUUGCUCUACACUCUGGACCACAAUGAGGACUUGGACAUACCGCGAGUCAUUGGUCAGCUGCGACAUCAAAGAGACAGCAUCAUACCCUCACUUGCGCAAUAUAAGUUCAUCUAUAAUCUGCUCAUUACAUAUCUGAAGCGUACGAGAUUGAUUUGAGCCAGACCUUGGCAAUUGGCAACGAAUACAGCGAGUGUAUUACUUAAAGAUUUUAUUAGGCUUUGCGAAAAUAACGAACAACAAACAAAUGUAUUUUUUAAAUUGAGUAUUGGUUUCACCAUGACUGUUUUUUAAUAGGCAGCUUUUAGACCGUUUUUAUAGACCCUUAAGUGUGUUCUUUAUAAAUAGGAAGUACCGUUUUGUGGUCAUAUUAAUUAAGCCAUCGCGUCCAUAAUUUGUUAACUAAACCGUGCGCUAACAAUUGUUAAGCCAUUCGUAAGAGAAUGUUGAUUCACAAACCAACAAACAAACAAAUUUGUUAACAUAAAAUAUCAAAUUCAUAGAGCUUAGGUUAAAAGCCAAAUUAUUUAUACACACACAUACAUAUCUAAUUAUAAGAAGAAACGAUAUUUACAUUUUCAAACGAAAAGCAAUAAAAGAAACCAUCAUUUUUGUACUAACUGUUAUAACAUUAA
This is a messenger RNA of Scaptodrosophila lebanonensis, 4624 nucleotides long. RefSeq names its product tyrosine-protein phosphatase non-receptor type 21 (gene Pez). The transcript has 7 exons. The record is from RefSeq and is a predicted model, not a curated record. Gene Ontology annotation, cellular component: cytoskeleton. Gene Ontology annotation, molecular function: protein tyrosine phosphatase activity. The coding region runs from base 51 to 4148 and encodes 1365 amino acids. Gene Ontology annotation, biological process: protein dephosphorylation. NCBI's taxonomy places the organism in Eukaryota, Metazoa, Arthropoda, Insecta, Diptera, Drosophilidae.